Molecule: messenger RNA, 613 nt
Organism: Staurois parvus
Lineage: Eukaryota; Metazoa; Chordata; Amphibia; Anura; Ranidae
Source: the annotation of a GenBank genome assembly
GAAAAGGAUGCAGCAGAUAAUGAUACACUGUUUCCUGAGCGUAAAAUCAAAGCUGGAGUGUCGACGGGGCUUUUUUGACCUUAUUGGCUGUGAUUUCCUGAUUGACGAUGAUUUUAAGGUGUGGCUUCUGGAAAUGAACUGUAAUCCUGCUCUGCAUACCAACUGUGAGGUACUGAAAGAAGUAAUCCCCGAUGUGGUCAACGAAACCCUUGACUUGGCUCUUGAGAUCUUCAAUAAAAGCUUCAGAGGCCAACGUAUUAUGCCCCUGAAUACACAGAGAAAGUUUGUGUUGUUAUAUAAUGGGGAAACCAAUGAACAGGCAAUAAAAUUUAACUGGCCAAGAAGCUCCAGUCCUGUUAAAGAAGAGAAGAAGACAGCGCCAGCUGACAACCAAAACAGACUUGUGAAAAAUGUGGAGAAGCCCCAAAGAUCUUUUAAACCUCUUGCAGACAAUGCAAACCGUAUUGUCAGUAGGUCAACUGUCAUACGAUCUCCUCAAAGAACAAGCUUGGCAAUGUCCCCCAUUAAUAUGAUGGGCUUUCAUGAUGGCUUGACACUCCACACAGUGAGACACAAAGCCAGGUAUAACAUAACAUCUAAGAGUCUGGGUGGG